Colletotrichum godetiae is the source of this 483-nucleotide messenger RNA. RefSeq lists its product as uncharacterized. NCBI's taxonomy places the organism in Eukaryota, Fungi, Ascomycota, Sordariomycetes, Glomerellales, Glomerellaceae. Bases 1 to 483 code for a protein of 160 amino acids. The transcript has 2 exons. The record is from RefSeq and is a predicted model, not a curated record.
AUGGAUUCCACGCUCGAUACAGGCAUUCCGCCUUUAGACCACUUGACAACACAGCUCUUCGGGUGCUCUUUCCUCGAUGAAAAUGAGCUCGAGAAAAGAGAGAAGGCCGUUGAAGUCGUGAGACAGAAACAUAGCAGAAAAAGGGCUCGUGCCAAUAUGUACAAUAACGACCCCGCCACUCCCGAUGACACGUCCGAGGAUGACUCCACGGCGCCGAACACACCAGAUACAAGGAGAGGGUCCAGUGACCCUGGGCAGAAAGCCGAGGAUGAAUGUAGCACAACUGUGCCCGUUACUGCUGUAGCUGCGCUGAUGCAGGAGAUUGCAAAGAACAAAUGGACUGCUGUCAUUUUGGUGGAAUUCGACGGCAGCGAGAAGGCGAUGUUGAGGGUGGGUGUUCCGUCUCAAGACAGGCAUAUCCGGAGAGAACUCUUAGGGCUUGAGAGCGCUGGUCAGGAUACCAAGCGGGGAUUCCAACUGUGA